AACGCUGCCCUCCGUGUAUCUCACGCUGCUUUCACAAACCUUUCCCAAAUUCAACAUUCAAACUCACAAUUCCAUUCCUUCAAUCGUCUCCCUUGUGCCUCUAAUCCACCCGAUUUCAUAUCCAAAUCCACCCUCAAACCUUCAGAAAUAUACAAACAAGUGCACCCCAAUCUGCAAAAAGAUGCACAUAAUCUUCUGUAUUUUCAAUUCUAAUCAUUCUAUUAGUUCCUAGCUUUUCUAAUUUCAGAGUUCGAACGUUUUCUCUUUCUUCUAAUUGGGUUUGUAAUUGUGUAUGAUCGAAAAUGUAUAGCAAUUUCAAGGAGCAAGCGAUCGAGUACGUGAGGCAAGCAGUGCAAGAAGACAACGCUGGUAACUAUGCAAAAGCAUUCCCUCUUUACAUGAACGCUUUGGAGUACUUCAAAACCCAUUUAAAGUACGAGAAAAACCCUAAGAUUAAGGAAGCGAUUACUCAGAAAUUUACCGAGUAUUUGCGCCGGGCGGAGGAGAUCCGAGCUGUGUUGGAUGAGGGUGGGACCGGGCCAGGUCCGAAUGGAGGGGAUGCGGCUGUGGCGACAAGGCCCAAGACGAAGACGAAACCCAAGGAUGGAGAAGAUGGGGAGGAUCCUGAACAGUCCAAGUUGAGGGCUGGGCUUAACUCCGCGAUUGUUAGGGAGAAACCUAAUAUUAAGUGGAAUGAUGUUGCUGGGUUGGAAAGUGCUAAGCAAGCUUUGCAGGAAGCUGUUAUUUUGCCUGUCAAGUUUCCUCAGUUCUUCACCGGCAAGAGGAGGCCAUGGAGAGCUUUUCUUUUAUAUGGUCCUCCUGGGACAGGAAAAUCUUACUUGGCCAAAGCUGUUGCUACUGAAGCGGAAUCCACUUUUUUCAGUGUCUCAUCAUCGGACCUCGUUUCCAAGUGGAUGGGUGAAAGUGAAAAGCUAGUUUCGAACCUAUUCCAAAUGGCUCGCGAAAGUGCCCCAUCCAUUAUAUUCGUCGAUGAAAUUGAUUCCUUGUGUGGGCAGCGAGGAGAAGGAAAUGAAAGUGAAGCUUCUAGACGUAUUAAAACAGAACUGCUUGUGCAGAUGCAGGGUGUUGGACACAAUGACGAUAAAGUUCUUGUUCUUGCGGCAACAAAUACACCCUAUGCCCUAGAUCAGGCUAUACGCAGAAGAUUUGAUAAGCGCAUCUACAUUCCUCUACCAGAUGCGAAGGCACGACAACACAUGUUCAAAGUUCAUUUAGGGGAUACCCCCCAUAACUUAAGUGAGAGUGACUUUGAAGACUUGGGCCGUAAAACAGAAGGUUUUUCUGGUUCGGAUGUUUCUGUGUGUGUCAAAGAUGUACUCUUUGAACCUGUUCGUAAAACACAAGAUGCUAUGUUCUUCACCCAGAGAUCUGAUGGUACAUGGAUGCCGUGUGGACCGAAACAACCGGGUGCUGUGCAGACAACUAUGCAGGAGCUUGAUGCUAAAGGACUUGCAUCUCAGAUCAUCCCUCCACCCAUUUCGAAAACAGACUUUGAUAAGGUGCUUGCUCGUCAACGACCAACAGUAAGUAAAUCGGAUCUUGAUGUGCACGAAAGAUUCACCAAGGAGUUUGGAGAAGAAGGUUGAAGAAACUGAGCGGCUAUUCCUGCAGUUGCCAAGAUUUGUAAUUUACUUGUGUUUUGUGCCUGAAAAACACGAUUCAAAGGCUCUUUAAAUGGAAAGUUGACUUUGUUUACCCUUUCCUUCUGGGGUGUGUCAGUUUUACACUUCAAAAUCUUAUUGCAAUUCAAUUACUUCAGUAAUUGUAAGCAACUGCAAGUACCAAAGUUUCUCUGAUUUCCUCUUUAUCAUUAUGUUCAUAGUUAUUCUGGAAAA
Molecule: messenger RNA, 1856 nt
Organism: Nicotiana attenuata
Lineage: Eukaryota; Viridiplantae; Streptophyta; Magnoliopsida; Solanales; Solanaceae
Product: protein SUPPRESSOR OF K(+) TRANSPORT GROWTH DEFECT 1
Exons: 8
Coding region: 303-1607 (434 amino acids)
Biological process (GO): vacuole organization; endosomal transport
Molecular function (GO): ATP hydrolysis activity; ATP binding
Source: RefSeq, a predicted model, not a curated record